Molecule: messenger RNA, 594 nt
Organism: Caenorhabditis bovis
Lineage: Eukaryota; Metazoa; Nematoda; Chromadorea; Rhabditida; Rhabditidae
Source: the annotation of a GenBank genome assembly
AUGCUGUCCCACAAUCAACUCGUCGUUCUCUCCGUGUUGCUGUGCGCGGUUUCAGCACAUCCGGGUGCUCGCGGUGGACCUCAUGGAGGACGCGGGUUCGCUGGACCGAAUCUGCCAUUCCUUCAGAGUGUUAGCGACGAAGCCCGUCAAGAGUUCUUCAAAAUCGUUUCGAAUCGGAAUUUAACGAUCAACGAGAUCGAAUCACAGUCGGCGCAAUGGGCACAGACCAAUGGAGUCGCUGAUAUUUUCAAUGAAUUCAAUGCCAAUAAGACCGCUCUGGAAGCUGCCACAAAGCAGAAUGUCUCACAAAUCAUCGCCAACUUGCCCACUGUUCAAUCUUCCCUCCAGAGAAUCUUUGAAAAUAAGGAUCAGACGUCUUCUCAGAUUCUCGAGGCAUUGAACAAUGCGCGCGAGCAAUAUCCACAGGAAGUUCAUGUUCUUUUGCAAUUGAGUCAACCGCAAGGACCGCGUGGACCACAUGGUCCACCACCAAGACAUUUCAACAAUGGAAAGAAGGACAGACGGCAGAAUAAUAAGAAAAAUAAUAACAAGAAGAACAAAAAUCAAGAAGAUGAUGAAGAGGAUAACGAAUAA